AUGGCAGGUCGGUCUUCGAAAAUUCAACAGCACAUUAACUACAAAGUCCGAGUUAUGUUGCAAGAUAGUCGCGAGCUGCAAGGAGUCUUUUUAGCGUUCGACAAGCACAUGAACGUAAUUUUGGGCGACUGUGAAGAAAUGAGGAAAAUAAAACCCAAAAAGUCAGGCGAAAAAGAGGAACGAAGAGUGCUGGGUUUGGUUCUAUUAAGAGGCGAACAUUUAGUAUCCUUAACAGUAGUCGGACCACCUGUUCAAGAAGACAGACGAGUACCCUUAGUUAAUAACCCAGGUGCUGGAGGACCGGGCAUGGGUAGAGCGGCUGGGAGAGGAGCCGGACCCAUGGGUGUUGCUCCUGGUCUGCAAGGCCCCGCGCCUGGAUAUGGAGCACCCUCGCACCAGAUGAUGGCUCCUGGUUUUCAUGGAGGCCCCCCACCCGGCCCGGGUUACAUGCAACCCCCAAUGAUGCGAGGACCCCCUCCUGGUCGAUAUUAG
Messenger RNA from Symsagittifera roscoffensis, 492 nucleotides. RefSeq names its product small nuclear ribonucleoprotein-associated protein B-like. NCBI's taxonomy places the organism in Eukaryota, Metazoa, Xenacoelomorpha, Acoela, Convolutidae. The transcript has a single exon. Gene Ontology annotation, biological process: mRNA splicing, via spliceosome. The record is from RefSeq and is a predicted model, not a curated record. Gene Ontology annotation, cellular component: U4/U6 x U5 tri-snRNP complex; catalytic step 2 spliceosome; U5 snRNP. The coding region runs from base 1 to 492 and encodes 163 amino acids. Gene Ontology annotation, molecular function: RNA binding.